Spinacia oleracea (spinach) is the source of this 909-nucleotide messenger RNA. RefSeq lists its product as uncharacterized. The record is from RefSeq and is a predicted model, not a curated record. The transcript has a single exon. NCBI's taxonomy places the organism in Eukaryota, Viridiplantae, Streptophyta, Magnoliopsida, Caryophyllales, Amaranthaceae. The coding region runs from base 1 to 909 and encodes 302 amino acids.
AUGGAUCAAAAUUGGAUGAACUUCCCUAGAGGGUCAGAAGGUUUUAAAGCUGCUUUGAAUAUUUUUCUUGAUGGUUAUUUUGCAAAGGAUGCUAUUGGAGGAAAAACUUUUUGCCCUUGUAAAAAGUGUUCUAUGCGUUUUUGCCAUUCUAGAGACGUCAUUUAUGAUCAUUUGAUUGUUGACGGAUUCGUAAAGGGAUUCAGGGAGUGGGUCGUUCAAAGGGAAGCAUCUUCAUCUACAAGUAACGAUAUGUCUGGAAUUAAUGAUCAAAAUACAUAUGAUGAUAUCGAUGGUUUAUUACAUGAUACUUUUAUUGAGGUGGAAGAAGGUUUAGAUGGAGAUCAAGGUGUUCCAAGUGAGCCAAAUGAGGAGGCUAGAAAGUUUUAUAAGCUAGUAGAAGAAGGGAAGCAAGAGCUUUAUCCGGGCUGUAAAACUUUCUCAAUGUUAUCCUUCAUAAUCCGUUUAUUUCUCUUCCAGGUCCUUAAUGGCUUAAGCAAUGCGGCCUUUGGGGAUCUCUUAGAGUUAUUAAGAGAGGCGUUUCCUAUGGCUCGACUUCCAAAGUCCUAUAACGAAUCUAAGAAUAUAAUCAAGGAUUUGGGUCUUGAUUAUAAAAAGAUACAUGCUUGUCCCAACGAUUGCAUUCUUUACAGGAAGAAGUAUGAAGGAGCUGAUGUUUAUCCCAAGUGUGAAAUAUCAAGGUGGAAGUCUAAGAACGUCCCUGCAAAGGUUUUGAGACAUUUUCCUUUGAAGCCUAGACUCCAAAGACUUUUCAUGUGUUCUAAAACAGCCGAGUCAAUGGUUUGGCAUGAUAAAGAGCGAACAAAAGAUGACAAAAUUAGACAUCCAGCAGAUGCACAAUCUUGGAAGGACUUUGAUGAGACGUAUCCUGACUUUAAAAAGGAACCAUGA